This is a messenger RNA of Tetrahymena thermophila SB210, 1557 nucleotides long. RefSeq names its product DHHC zinc finger protein. The record is from RefSeq and is a predicted model, not a curated record. The transcript is spliced from 4 exons. Gene Ontology annotation, cellular component: endoplasmic reticulum; Golgi apparatus. NCBI's taxonomy places the organism in Eukaryota, Ciliophora, Oligohymenophorea, Hymenostomatida, Tetrahymenidae. Gene Ontology annotation, biological process: protein targeting to membrane; peptidyl-L-cysteine S-palmitoylation. Gene Ontology annotation, molecular function: protein-cysteine S-palmitoyltransferase activity.
AUGGCAAACAUUAAUUAGCCGAUAAACAACUAAGACUCUCAAAUCAAUUAACAAGUUGGUAGUAGUAUUAACAAUUAAGCAAAUAAUAUAUUGGCCAGACCAUCUUUGCAUUAGAUGAAACAGAGUGUUAAGGAUGCCUUAUGCGGAUCAAGAGUGUUUUAUGUUUCAAUGACUGUUUUGUCACUUUGUAUGCAGCUUAUUUACGGAAAUGAUUUGAGAGAUGAAGUUCUUGAAGGGGAAUUGGACCCUUUUAUUUAUCUUUUUUUGGUUUUAUUAAGUGCCUAUUAUUUUUGGACUUGCGGAAAGAAUCCAGGAUAUGCUCCUUUCGAAGCUGAUGACAUAGAAUUGUAGAAUACUUAGCUACGCGAGUAAAGCAGUAGUGAUAAUUAGAAUUAUUAGGAAAUUUAAAAUAGUUAAGACAGGCAUGACAAUUACGAUUUGUAAAGCAACAAAAGUUAGCGCUCAUCAAAUAAUUAGAAUUUAAUCCCUCAGAAUUCUCUCGCAUUAGCAGCUAGUAUAGAAUAAUAAAACAGCGAUGGAAGAAAAUCGAGCUCAAAAUAAUUUUAGCAAGAUGAUUAUGAUGAAAUUGAUGAAAAAUAAAAUAAAUAAGAUCAAAAUUUUAAUAGAGUGUGUACAAAAAUAGGAAAGAGACAUAGUGAUAUUGUGUAUAGCAGCAAUUAGUAUUCUUAGAAAAAUCACAUCAAUAAUAGUGAUAACUAAAAUUAUCAUCCUAUUGUUAAUUAAGAAGAUGAUUCAAUUUAGCACAAUACUAAAAAUUCUAGCGGUCCCAGAAAUCAUUCUGCUAGUGAAUUAUCUUAGGAAUAUCGUAACGAGUUGUAAUAGGAAACUAAUUCAUUUAACACAAGUGGAAGUAACUCUUAGAGAAUGUCAAGCAAUACAAAUGAAGAGAGUGAAAAUAACGAAUAGCUAGAUGCAGCUGCUUAACUCUUCUAUUGCCAUAUAUGCAAAAGACAUUAACCAUUCAGAUCAAAACACUGUGAUGACUGUGGGAGAUGUAUUUGCAAAUUUGAUCAUCACUGUUUUUGGAUAGGAGGGUGUGUAGGUGAGCUUAAUCAUAGAAAGUUUUGGUUCUUUUUGCUCUUGCAAAGCAUUGUUAUUUUUUGGACUUUUAUGAAUUCAUUAAAUGCUUUGGAUAGAUAUAUUUCAGUAAAUAAUCAAGGUGAAGAAUCUUAUAGCCAAGAAUAUGGUGCAUUUGCAGUUUUAAGCUUUGUCCUUUUUAUACUAUUCCUUUUCACAGGUGUGUUAUGUGCUUAUCAUACAUUUCUUAUUUUAACUAACUAAACUACUUGGGAGCAUGUCAAAAAAAAUAAGAUAUCAUAUAUUGCUAAGAUGCCAAAAGGCUUUUACCCCUUUAAUUAAGGAGUUUUUUAAAAUAUUAAAUUGAUAUUUUUUCAUGAUAAUUAGUUAAGGUAAAAAUUAUUAAAUAAUAAUUAAAAUUAAAUAAUAAAUAUAAUAUUUAAACAAAUAUAGAGAUUGGCAAGUGCCCACUCUCAGAGAAGCUUAGUAAAGAUACUAGAACACUUUUAACAUAUUUGA